UGAACUUGUAAACGUUUUAUUUUCAUAUCAAACUAUCUGUACAUACAUUUAUACAUUUUUGUAUUGACUAUGGAAAUAACUGAAUAAAUAAGAAUGAAAAAUCCAGAAGGUAUUUCAUCAACUACAUUUAAACAAGAACCAACCGACGACAAUUCAAGUCAUCAACCUCAUUCAUCAACUUCAUCUAUUAACCAAUCUUGUCAUAAUCGACUUAUUAAUAGUAAUAAUAAUAUUUAUUUGAGUGACCAACAUUUUAAUUUGACUGCCUAUCCAUACUCGAACGCUGUUACCAUAGAUACAAUUAAUAAAACAAAUUCAAUGUUAUCAAUAACAGAUGAGAAAUUGACACCAACAUCAGAGACAAUAAUAACAAAUAAUUUAAUAACUAAGAAAUUUCAAAAUCCAUUUAUUAAUUUUAAUUUAACUAAUCAAUUUAAUUAUCCACUUUCUUCACUUCCACUAUCACCUUCCUCGUCUUCUCAUCAAACUGGUGAUAGUAUACAGUAUGUUAAUACCUCAUUACAAGAUGUGAAUUAUUCAACUUCAACAACAAGUAUACUAAUACCAUCAUCAAUAUUCGAUGCUUCUCAAUCACCAACAGCUAUCACAGCAUCCAAUUCAACUAUGAAUAGUAAUUUAAAUACAAAUACAAAUACAACUGAUUCAUUACAUAAUCAAAGGGCAAAUAUAUCUCGUAAUAGUUUAAAAAUUGGUCUUUUAAACUCUGUAACGCGAACAUCACAGUCAUCAGUGUCGUCAUCUCCUGUAACAUGUUAUCAUACUUCAAAAAAAUCAUCAACACUGACAACAUCAACACACAAUCGAUUAUUAGGCAAUCAAGAAUGUGGAAUGUCAUCACGUUCAAAUGUACAGAAUGAUCAUUCUCGUCCUUUUAAUCCUCCUCCUCCUCAACCUCCGCCUCCGCCUCAGAAUCAACCAGCACCUACAACGUCUUCACAUCCUCACCAUCAUCAUCGUCAUCAUCAUCAUCAUCUUCAUCAUUAUCGAAAUACAUCGAUUUGUUCAAGAGCAUCAUAUAUGUGUCGAAAGUGUAAAACACAUGGGCAUAAUAUCCCUGUGAAACGACAUAAGCGUACAUGUCCAUAUACAAACUGUACAUGUAUUAAAUGUCAUCUUGUUGAUCAAGGAAGAAAAGUU
Molecule: messenger RNA, 1158 nt
Organism: Trichobilharzia szidati
Lineage: Eukaryota; Metazoa; Platyhelminthes; Trematoda; Strigeidida; Schistosomatidae
Source: the annotation of a GenBank genome assembly